AUGCCUUCUGAGUCUCAUCCUAAUGGUGGCCAGUUGCCUCUGGCAAACCCGGACACCCUUACCUCUUUAUCCAACGGAUCAACAGAACUCACAAAACGCCCUUCGCUAUUCAAAAAUGCUAAAAGCAAGCUCAAGUUGUUUAACCACUCUUCGACAAACCUUGCUUCCCAACAACUGGGCCAUAAAUCCCCAGUAGCAGCAGUGUCCCACAAUGAUUCAUUACCAAAUAACCUGCCGGACUUGGUGCCCCAGCGCACAAAUCAGUCUCUAAAAUCCCUUACCAAGAAAGUGUCAUCCAUGACGUUGUCAAAGAAAGAUGACGAUGAUCACAAUAAUAAUCAUUCCGCCAAUACCUCUAGACAAGCCUCACGAGGUCACACCAAUGUGGGGUCUGCUUCUACUGGUGUGACUACCGCAGGGACCUCUUCUCUUAAAUCAGUCGACAAGUCAUCGAUCCUUCGGUCCGAUUCCUUACCUACCAACAAUAGCUCUCGUAUAAGGGAUCACCAUCCUCAUCACCAUCAUCCUCCUCCCCAUUUCUCUCACCAACAAUCAAUAUCACAAACUCCAUCCCCAUCGGAUCAAAAUUCAGCAGUGCAUCACCAUCAUCAUGGCAUUGCAAAGCCCCAUAUUGGGCUCAAGCGGUUUUUCAAAAAAUCCGCCAAGAAAGCUGCAGAUAACGUGUCUCUUCAAACUUCAUCGUCUGCCCAAGCUUCAUUUGUCGAUUCUAAAUCUUCUGGGUCAAAAGCUGCGAAAUCUCUUCAACAGCAUCUUCAACUUCACAGUAAGGAAUCAACUAACAGCUCUCAGUCCCGUCAACAGAGUCGCUCGACUCAUAAUGGCACUAAUGCCGGAGAUAAGAUUUUGUUUGAUGGCGAAUCGGUUUCUGAAUUGAUUGAAAAAUACGGUAAUCCUGGUAAGUUACUUGGUGAAGGUGCUGGAGGCUCAGUUUCUGUGGUUGAAAGACCUAGUGACGGUGGUCUCUUUGCCGUCAAGAAAUUCCGUCCAAAGAAUGCCAAGGAAUCUACCAGUGAUUACAACAAAAAAAUCACUGCUGAGUUUAUGAUUGGAUCUACUUUACAUAAUGAAAAUGUCAUUGAAACUUUUGAUAUUCUUAAAGAAUCAAAGACCAACAUUUUGAUCGUCAUGGAAUAUUGUCCAUAUGAUUUCUUUACAAUUGUUAUGAGUGGGCUUAUGACAAAAUACGAGAUUUUUUGUUAUUUCAAACAAAUUAUUAAUGGAGUUAACUACCUUCAUUCGCUCGGGCUUUCUCAUCGUGAUUUGAAACUUGAUAAUUGUGUGGUGAAUAAGUUUGGGAUUCUUAAACUCAUUGAUUUCGGAUCGGCAGUGGUGUUCCGUUAUCCAUUUGAAGAAGAAAUUGUCAAAUGUAAAGGGAUUGUGGGGUCUGAUCCAUAUUUGGCCCCAGAAGUGCUUACUACCAAGUAUUACGAUCCUCGACCAUCCGAUAUUUGGUCAAUUGCUAUAAUCUUUUGUUGUAUGGUACUUAAAAGAUUCCCAUGGAAGUGUCCAAAGCUCAGCGAUAAUAGUUUCAAGAACUUUGCCUCUGAUCCAUCGAUUGUUGACGACGCCAAUGGUGGUACCGACUUACCACAACCACCGGAAGCCAUUGAUUUGAACCGUCGUCAGAAAUACGAUGAAAACGGUAACUUGAUAAUCAUUAAAAAUAAAGCUAAGGGUCCGUAUCGAUUACUUCGACUUUUACCCCACGCGUCGCGUGAUUUGAUUGGCAAGAUGCUCGAGCUCGAUCCAAAAGGACGUAUUUCUCUUCCUGAUGUUUUGAAACACGAAUGGUAUAAACUGAUUGAUCAUUGUCAUUGUCAUAACGACACUAUUGCCUCUAAAAUUGCCGCAUUGAAGGACUCUGACAUUUCCAAAGAGGAACUCGAGGAUAAAAUGAUUGAUAUCCAAAACGAAGUAGUUUCAGAAAACAUUGGCGAACUUGAAAAGGAGAAAUUGAUCAAAAAACAAUUCAAAAUGUUGGAUAUCAGUGAUACCGAGGAGACCAAAGAAGGUGAGACCAAACGGACCCGGAAAAGUAUUUUGGAAAGUUACUCCAAGCAGGAUUUGGAAUUUUUACAAAAUUUUUACAAAAGUAAGAACCAUAAACAUCAUUUAAUCACCGAAGAUGAAUUGGAAAUGUUGAAAUUACAUAAACAGUGA
This is a messenger RNA of Saccharomycopsis crataegensis, 2181 nucleotides long. Its product is annotated as putative serine/threonine protein kinase. Gene Ontology annotation, cellular component: cytosol. The record is from RefSeq and is a predicted model, not a curated record. NCBI's taxonomy places the organism in Eukaryota, Fungi, Ascomycota, Saccharomycetes, Ascoideales, Saccharomycopsidaceae. Gene Ontology annotation, molecular function: ATP binding; protein serine/threonine kinase activity. The coding region runs from base 1 to 2181 and encodes 726 amino acids. The transcript has a single exon. Gene Ontology annotation, biological process: intracellular signal transduction; protein phosphorylation.